UGGUGUUGAAAGUAGUUUUGAUAAUAUAAAAUCAUUUUGAAAAAUGGCACGAAUUAUGUGGUCGGAAUUGUUUCCGACAAAAUUUAGUUUAAUUAUAUUUAUUUCGUAUAUGUUACUAUUUGUCAAUCAAGGAAUACUUGUAACGGCUUCUCAAGGACCAAAUAAUAAUUAUGUAUAUAAUACCGUUACUGUUGUUCUAUUUACUGAAAUAUUAAAACUAGUCUUAUCUACGAUCUUGUAUUGUAAAAAUCACACUUGGAAAUCGUUAUUUGAAGAAACAAUUAAACAUUCAAAAGUUCUUGGUUUAUAUUUUGUUCCAGCAUUUUUAUAUUGUAUUUAUAAUAAUUUAGCAUUUGAAAAUUUAUCUGCAUUUGAUCCGACAACAUACAAUUUAUUACUACAAUUACGAGUUGUUAUUACUGGAUUAUUAUUUCAAUGUAUAUUCAAGAAGCAAUUGAGUGGAAAACAAUGGUUUUCAUUGAUAUUAUUAACAAUCGGUUGCAUGUUAAAAGCCGUAAAUUUCGAUCAAUUUUUGGCACAAACAUCCGAUGAACAAAUUAUAACAUCAAUAAUUACGUCAAAAAAUAGCACAAUACGUUUAAAUGAUUUUCAACAUGUAAUUGAAUUAAUAUUCAUAUUAAUACAAGUAUUAUGUUCAUGUUUAGCGGGUGUUUAUAAUGAACAUUUAUUAAAAAAAACUGGUCAUGAUGUAAACAUUUUUAUACAAAACAUUUUUAUGUAUAUUGAUUCAAUCAUAUGUAAUGUUUUAGUAUUAAUGUUACAAGGCAAAUUAACGGAUGCAUUUACAACAGAUAGUUUACAAUCGAUUUUACAUUAUAAAGUGAUUUUAAUUAUGUGUAAUAGUGCAACCGUUGGUAUAAUUACAAGUUUAUUUUUAAAAUCAUUAAAUUCAAUAUUAAAAACAUUUGCUAGUGCAUUAGAAUUAGUUUUUACCGCUGUUUUUAGUUAUAUAUUCUUGGGGAUGUCAAUACCGUUGAAUACAAUGUGUGCGAUAGCUGUUGUAUCGUAUGCGGUUUAUUUAUAUUCGAAAGUACCAAUCAUUAAUAAUGUUCCUAAUGAAUCCAAAAUUAAUGAUAAGAAAUGUAUUGAUAAAGAUAAAGAAUUAUUGUUAAAACCAGAAGAAAUGGUUUAAAUUUCAAAAAUUUAUUUAUUUUAUUCGAAUUUAGGGACAUAUGGCGUAUUUGAAAUAAGUUAGGUUGUUGAGAAUCCAAUGAUAUUUGAAAUUUUUUUUUUUUUGUUGAUAGGAGAAAAUAUUUUACUUACCAGGAGUGGGCUAGAUGUUGUACCUGGUAUGUCGGACUUGAAGAUCUCCAUACCGACUAAAAACCUUCUCUGCAAUCAUUAUCCGCUCGCAAAUGCAAGGACGACUCGAUCGGAACUGCGUUAGUAUUACUUUAAUUCAGUCUGUGUUACAUCUCUCGAAGUCUGCUCCUGUAUACUGCUUUCUUGCCAGGAUUUUAUCCUGUAAAAGCCGUCGCACGUAAGCUGCGAUUUUCGACCAGUUCUCUUCACGUUGUAGCAUGUGGACUGCUAAUAUUGUCGGGUUGAGAACUUUUCCUAAGGUCACUUCGUACUGGCUUUUUAGUGCUUUCAGCGCUCGCAUAUGAAAAAUGUGUGCUCAGCAUUGUUCGUUUGGUAAGGGCAGUACUUGCAUAUGGGGGUGUGGGGGAGGUCCCUUACCCGCCCACAGGUUGGUCAGGAAAUUGUCUUUCCCCGUGGUUUUGAGUGAGCCAAACUUUGUCAGACGUCGUCUAUCUUUCUUGCCAUUUUUCCAGCGUUUUUGCCUUCACAUUAUUAUAUAAUACAACUUAUUUUGGGUUGUCCUGUUAAGAAUACUAUAAAUUCUCUUUAUGUUGGUAACUGACAAAAUUAAUCUUAAAAUUUAGCAAGUUUAUUUUAACUAGAGUGGUCUGAUUUCGAUCUGCCAUACUACCUUAAAGAGUAAUCGAAUAAAAAUAGCUUU
Molecule: messenger RNA, 1984 nt
Organism: Chrysoperla carnea
Lineage: Eukaryota; Metazoa; Arthropoda; Insecta; Neuroptera; Chrysopidae
Gene: senju
Product: UDP-galactose transporter senju
Exons: 4
Coding region: 44-1153 (369 amino acids)
Biological process (GO): pyrimidine nucleotide-sugar transmembrane transport
Cellular component (GO): Golgi membrane
Molecular function (GO): UDP-galactose transmembrane transporter activity
Source: RefSeq, a predicted model, not a curated record